UCCGUGGUGAUGCAGGAAACACCGGGCCCCACGCGCGGUCGCCUCGCUUCUCGUCCACACUUUCCUGGAAGAUCCCAGCACUUGCUCGCCCUUCACGCCAGCCAGCACCACCGCCCUAAGCAUCGAACUCCUGUGCUGACGCCUCCUUCGGUGUGCAAAGAACGCGUGCUCGCAGUGACGUCAUGUGUUCUGAGGACGGUCGGCUGCUGAUUAAUCAGCGGCCGAAAAUAGAAUUGGUGCGCGUGUCAAGCUCUGAGAGGGCCAAGAUCCCAGUCAACCCCGUGCAGCUGAGCCUCUCUUACUGCCACGUCAGAUCCACCGGUUUCUACCAAAUCUUGUGACGAUCUACACCGCGUGAGUGUGAACUGCCAGCCCGUCGCGAGCAGGUCUGAGGGCUGUUUGCUGACGACGCUCUUGCUAACUCCUUCUCUUUUCCUGACACCACGUACAACGAAUUCCCCUCACAGCGGGGCCACGACCAAGUACCGGGUGUGGAGGGGAUUCAGUCGCAGCGCGCGAGACGUCAGCGCAGUUGCGCAGCCCUCUGGCCCUCGGCCCGCCGUGAGUGUCGCCGUGAUGGAGAAGCUCACGCCUCGAGCAGCCCGGCCGGUGAGCCAGAAGGCGAGCACCCUACCGUACUCGGCUGCCUCCGGUCCGCAGCCCGUCGGCGGGCGCCGAAACCGAGGCUUCGGAGCUUUCUUGAGGAGAAUUAGUCCGCGACUGAAGCGGACGCCGUCGCCGGAUCAGCCGUGGACCAAGGCGGAGCCGCACCACGCGGACCGCACCUCCGUCGCCUCCGACCACAGCUACGAGACGGCGAUGCAAAUCCGGCGCCGCCAGGAUCUCAUCCACAACGAUGGCUCCCAAGGGGGCCUCAGCAGCAAGCACACGACGCCCCUGGAGCCCGGUACCAAGAGUGAAAUCGGGCGAACGGGCAAGGGAGGGUUGAGUGGUUUCCUCACGUCUCUUCUCCCCGGGAGGACGUCCAAAGAAAAGAAAGCAAACAGUAAUCAAAGUCAUGAGAAAGCGGCAGAGCGCAAUGCUGAUAUCGGCAACAUUACUGAGAAUGAAAUCCAGGAACAGCACGAGCAGAAGCUUAUUGCGAACGAGCAGCGGCACAACGGCUCGGCUAACGCUCAGCAUAAGCUCGUUACUAAGAUUGCGCCGCACAACCUCCCAGCUACCAUCAUACCGGCCCCUCACAUGCACUCCAUUCAGGAUACACGGCCGACCUCUGACAUGACAACCAGUGUCAUUCCUCUUCAUACCAGUACUCGACCCACCGUCACGGCGCAGCGACCCCACACGCUAAACUUGGUCAACCGAAGCCAUUGCCGAGCGGGGUGGAAGGGCGGGACUUGGCCCCCCCUGCCGCCAUUGCCCCACCACCACUAUAGCAACAGCAGCUACAACAGCAAUAUCAACAUAAUCAACAACAACAACAACAACAAUAAUAAUAACAACAGCCAGCAUUUUAACAACAAUCAUACGAGCCUUUUAUCCUCCACCUUACACCCAAUGGCAUCUAUGGCUCAGCCGCUCUCAACACAGACCACUUCCGUGGACAGCAUAGGUUCCUGCUCGCUGGAUGUUAAUGCCACGGGCACUACCUCUCCAGCGACAUUGGAAGCUGUCGAUGGAUCUCGGCGGAGUCUUCGUAGUGUCAGUUUGGAGAACAACCUCUCAAGUGUAACAGCGACAAGUGCAAAUAAAGUCACAACUCCAGUUAGACCAAUUUUGAAACCACAGCCGUUUACUGAUCCAGGUGUACUACACGUCCCAGGAGACGUAGGCGACUCGAAUUACAAAACCCCAUCAUACUUGGGCAUAUCCUGUGCUGUUAAUGGUUAUAGUCGACUAAAUAGAUAUGAUUCAACUCUCCGUGAUGGCUUCCGGUCCCGUGAUGCAAGUCCUGCACGUCUAGCAUUUAGUCGGAGUAGAGAUUCUAGUCCUAUGCGCCCUGAGUGGAAGCUCUUUGAUUCUCGGACAAAGAUUUCACCUCAGGCUACUGCAGCAAAGAUUAAAGAGUUAAAAGAAGAACUUGCUCGGUUCAAGGCAGAAUUCCCCCACCCACCAACUGAACGAGGUCGGCCACCUUCGUCAAAGAGACUUGGCAGGCGCCCCUCACAAGCACGGAGCGUUAGCGUUGAUCGAGGUUACCUUACCAAGGCAGACUCUGAAACAAUGAGCAAUCAGGGCAACACAUCCACCCAGGGGCCUCAUGUCCGCCUGGUUGAGAUCAGCAUGGAUGAUUCAAAUUCAGUGAAGUCAUCAAGCUAUCAGUAUUCUUUCGAGAAGUCUGUUGUUAGAGGUGGAGUAUGCGAGUCAAGUGAUAGUAUACACUGCUCUCAUACAAACGGGGAUGCCCACAAUACCAAAUCAUUUAUCCAGUCAAGAAUUGAACGACUUUAUGGACCAAGCGCUCUUGCAGCUGGUUUCCGUAGUCGAAGGUCUUUGUUGGAAUUAGAAAAAGAACAAAAAGAUAGACAAUCUGGUGGUGGACUUAAGAAUAUGUUAACUUCCCAUUCAGAGAAUAACUUUGAACCAGAGGAUAAAGCACCAGAUGGUUUUCCUAGUGUAUUUAGACAUUUACGGCCAGAGUUCAGAACUCAGUUGCCAGUGAAGCGAAAUAGUAGACUGAGACUGGAUACUUCCUUAGAAAUACCAAGUAUAAAUACAUCACUAGAGAUUGAAUCCCUUAGUAAGAGACCUGGAAGAGUGAUUCCAAUCACUAUAGAAGGCGAAGAACCAAUUCCACCAGUCCCGUUACCACAGACGGAUACUUUAACAAGAAAGGAUGCUAGUCACACCUCUAAUAAAGACAUAAAGAAAGUGGAGCCGAAGAUUUUGGAGAAUGGUAAUGCAGAAAAAACAAAUCCUCCGUUGAGCAAUGGCCCUUGUGUGAAUGGUAGUGCAGUUAAAGAAACCGAUAGUGUUAAGGAAGAUGACUUAGUAAAAAGAACUAACAAAGUGAAUGGUGUUGCGGAACCAUGUGAAGUGAUUAAAACUUCAAGCAGUCCUGCUAAAUUGGAAAAAGAUGGCCAUUACUUCUUGAAGGUAGUAGAGGAGGUUGUCAAAGGUAUUGAAGCUGAAGUUCUAAGUACUGAGCAAGAGUUAGAACUGCAUGGGUCAGAGAUGACAGAAGAGAUUCGUGGAAAGGUGCUAGCGGCUAUUGGUAAAGCUCGGCUCUUAGUCUCUCAGAAAAUUCAGCAGUUCAGAGGAUUAUGUCACAAGAAUAUUGCUGGUUCAGAAGGAGAAGAAUUUCCAACUACCAAUGAAGACUUGGCAGGCUUCUGGGACAUGGUGUCAAUUCAGGUUGAUGAUAUCAAGAGCUCCCUUCAAGAGAUAGUAAAAUUGAAGGCUAAUGGGUGGAAGGAGCUGUCAUGGGCAGACACUGUGGAUGGGUCUGGUAAGAAUGUUAUGACAGGCCAGGCACAAAAGAAGCCUGCUCCACGACCAGCAAGAGCAGCCAAAUCUACUAAAAGUGGUCCAAAAACAGAAGAAGGAAAAGCCAGAGAUGAAGCAAGGAAGAAGAUGAUGGAGGAGAGAAGAAGAGCCAUGAAGGAAGCCAUGAAAGCUAAAAAGGCAGAGGCAGAAGCAAAGAAAGCAAGUGAUGGCGAUGCUGUGGAGAUAUUCAUCCCAGAAGACAAGUAGAAGAAGGGUGUUGUGGGGCCCCCAGUGUGGAAUCUUGUUAGCAAGGGAUAUUUAUAUAUAUAUAUAUAUAUAUAUAUAUAUAUAUAUAUAUAUAUAUAUAUAUAUAUAUAUAUAUAUAUAAAAGAAAUUUUGAAAAUUAAUUCCAUCGCAGUUGAUGAAAUGGAAUGGUGAUAUUAAAGACAUGAUAUAACUUCUGCUUCAAUGGCUUUAAAACUAACUGACAAAUCUAGCAAGAUAAUGUAACGAAAGACGAGACUGUGUACUAAUUAGGUGAUGGGUCCAGGAGGAACAUGGACAAAUCUAUCUUUAUUAUAAAGGUCAAGCUUGAAAUAGUUCUUUUGAUGAUUGUGAUGCAUUGGGCUAUUAAAAUGUAGUAGGUGUAUAGCACUGAAAUCGUUAUGAAUAGAAAUUUGCUAAUGCAAAAAGAAUAACCCCAAAACUGCUGAUAACCUUAGCUGUUGAUGUAGCAGAUUUUUCUUUUCUUUUUUUAUAAAAUUUAUAUAUAACUUCAUAAGUAGAUAAGGUACAGUUUUGUUAUAGUACUUGAUUUUUACACAAAUGCUGGUUGGCUGAGUGUACCUGAAUUUGUUUUUAGUUCGAGGGAUUAUGCAUAGGGAACCUGAAUUUUUUAUAUGUUUAAUUAUGUACUAUAUAUAGGACAAGUAGUACCCCAGUUUUAAAAACUUGUCUCCAUGGAUAUACAGGAGGGGUUCAGAUGUAAAGUAUCAGGAUGUUACCUAGUUUUUAAGAAAACAUUUAUCUUUUUGUGCAACUGGACUGUUAUUUGAUUAUACUAGCUGCUGAGUAUGCAUAGAACUGCAAUGGAAACCAAAAUAUUUUUAAAUUCUAGCAGAUAUAGACAUGCAUGCCUUUUCAACAAGUAAUCAUCAUUAAAGUAAGUUCCAUUCUAUACAUAGUUAAGAGUUUUCCAGCUUUUAUACAUGAGUACGGCUCACAGGUUACUAGGUGUUAUAUUUAGGUUAUUUGGAUUUGCAUCUGCUUAUUGGUUGAAAUUCUUCAAGAGCAGCAUCCAAGCUCAGAAGUUGAAGGCGUAGAAAGCUGCAAAAGAAAUACUAGAUAUGUCCAAAUUCAUCAUUGAAAUCUUAAUCUGGAACUUAUCAUUCAAGUCAUUUUGUGUAUUUUUUUUCUGUUUUCUCUUCAUUUGUCACCACCGUUAGUAUGUGUCUUUUGUUUGCAUUAGUACUUAUACAAAUAAUUCUUGUCAGGAUUCUUGUAUUUCCAUACUCACAACAGUGUACAUGCAUUAUGUUGAGACAUUGUUUCUGGUUAUCACUGCUUAGAAUGAUAGGCAUUUACAGUUUACCUCUUAGGUAUCGCUGCUAGCACGAUCUUCUCAAUUCCUUCAGUUAGUGCACUUUAGUUUUUUGUUUUUUUUUCUCCAUUCCUGGCAACACACUUGAUCUGCAAGGACUUUUGUAAAUGCCAUUCACACAUCUUGCUCUUUGAUUCAGCACCUUGUCCUCUGUAUUGUCCAAGGUUAAGUGAUAGUUCAUCUUUCAUAUCCCCUCUGUACCCUGCUUCAAUUGGCAACAACUUGUAUAUGUUUGCAAUGCACCUCUUUAAUUUCGUUGCACAAUCGAUCUGUUAAUGUACCAUCACUAAUAUUGAUUGUGGUUAUUAUGUAUGGCAUUUUGGCUAUGUUGAAGUCACAAGUCAUUUUUAUAAUGUUCUCUAACGUUGCCAGCCCUCAUUUUCUAUAAUCAACUUUAAAGUAGUUAUGGUAGUUGUAGUUUUUUUUAUUUAUUCAUUCAUGUAUUAUUAUAGUGUAUAUUUGUUUCAACGAAUUACUUCAUUGUAAUUUUUUAUAGGGUGGUUUAAAGAUUGUGUUUAGUAUUAUUAAGCACUAUUUUUUUUUUUUUUUUAUAGACUUGAUUUACAGUAUGGUCAUAGGACUAAUGUGGAGAGUUGAGGAAAAAAAGAAGAUAUUGCAAGAAAUAUGUAAAAAGUGUUCAUUGUCUGAGCAGCAAACCAAGUAUGCCAUUUGACCAAAAAAAAGGAAAAAAAAAAAAAAGUAAUCUAUUACUUUUUGUGGUGUCAGUUAAUGCUAAAAUAAUAUUGACAUGGAAGAUAUAGACAAAUGUCACUGCAAAGCCUCUCUGGCUGAUUAUGAAACUGAAAAUAUUGCUAUUUGCAUUUAUUUGAUGCGAGUUUCUUGGAAGCAAAGGAUAUUUUCCUUUUCAGCCAGCACUUUAAUUUGUGUAACUGCACCCUGUUGGUUAGGUGGGCAAUAUGUCAGUAGUUUUAUAUUUAGGUAUGUCCUUUAGGUAUUCAGCACAAAUGUUUUAAAUCAGGAUUUUAAAGUGUACUUCUUAUUGUGUUAUUUGAAUUUGCUCUUUUUAUUGUUAUUAUAAUGUGAUUAUUAUUAUGAUUCUUACAUUAUCUUUAUCAUUAUUAUGAUCUUGUUAGUGAUUUAAGUAUGAAUAUUAUUAUUAUUCAAAAUUUUAUUGGUCUCAUCAUUUAUCUUAUCAUCAGCAUCCAUCAUAUCAUCCAUUAUUGUUACUGUUUUCAUCAUCACUACAGCUACUAUUAAUAUUACUUGUAGUAUUACUGAUAUAGCUGGUAUUUCUAGUAAUACACUUUAUUCUAUUGUAAGUGUCACAAUCAUCAUCAUUGCAAUAAUCAAGGUAAAGAUGAUUAUUGUUAUAUUGAUAAUUAUGAGCAUUAAAAUGAGGGUAAUAAGAAUAUAUCAUAAUAAUAAUGAUGGUAAUAGCAAAAGUAAUAAUAAUCAUUAUCAUAAAAAUAUUAAUAAGGAGCAUAAAAAAUAAUAAUGAUAAUAAUGAGCAGUGAUUAGUCUUACUAUUGGUACUUUCCCCAUUUUUUUAUAUUGCCCAUUUUCAGGGGUACAUUAUGGUAUGUGAUGUCUUCUCUGCCAAAAGCAUCUUGUAUUAUCAUUACAAAUAUUCAUACAUGGUUUUCUACGUAAAAGGGGAAAAAAUAUUAAUUUAGUUUUAGAAGCCACACUAUAAGAUGUGUGUUUAGUAGUUAUUAUCUGUCAUAUUAUUUCAUUGUUGUUAACGGUCAAUUUUGAGAAGGGUAUUUUUAUGAUGUCAAAAAUGUGCCUUGUAUCAUCUUCCUGAGAAAAUUUGAGUCAGUCAAUGUUUAUUUCCAAUUAGCAUUAAUAUUUUUCAUUUUGUUCAGCCUUUAGGUAAACGACUUUAUUAAUAUGAUUUAACUUCAUACUAUUAAUUAGGCAGCUGUUGAUAUUUAUCUAAACUUUUAUACAGAAUCUUAACAAUUUAUUAAUCUAAUGGAAGGUAUGUUGAGCCUGACAGACUGGCCAAAGGAAUGUCAGAAAAUAAAUCUAUUAUCCAGA
Penaeus chinensis is the source of this 6988-nucleotide messenger RNA. RefSeq lists its product as uncharacterized. The transcript has 13 exons. Gene Ontology annotation, cellular component: glutamatergic synapse; postsynaptic specialization. Lineage: Eukaryota; Metazoa; Arthropoda; Malacostraca; Decapoda; Penaeidae. Gene Ontology annotation, molecular function: molecular adaptor activity. Gene Ontology annotation, biological process: signaling. The coding region runs from base 577 to 3654 and encodes 1025 amino acids. The record is from RefSeq and is a predicted model, not a curated record.